GAGGAGUGUGGAGGAGGUCAACGCGUCAAGGCGCCCUAAGGCUACCUCGGGGAGACGGAGGAAGGACAGGAGCUGGAAAACAGGCGGCACACGACGAGCAGGAGAAGGCGGAGGCAGGACAGCAGAUGGGACGGUGCCUUGGAAGGGGGCGGUGCGGUGCCGCUGAGGCCGCCUCCUUGGCUUUCCAGAGCACUGAGCGGCGGCUGCACGGCCGCCCCGCGGGCUUAGCAAGCAGCAGCCGCGCUCCGUCUCGGGUGUCUUUUCCUGCCUGGCUGUCCGAUGCUAAUGCUGCGGGCGCCCGAUCCGCGCCCUGGAGCCGGAGCGCUCAUGGCCCAGCCCGAGGGGGUGGACUUGGCCGGCUGCGGCGUGGAUGAGGAGCCCGGGCAGGCUGCGCGCUCUCGAGGGCGCAGACCCUCCGGCCGCCGCGGGUCCGCCUACAAGAUCAGCCGCCGGAGCUCGACCGAGCUGGGACUGCGGGGUUUCGACGGCGGAGGCGAAGUCCCUGCCGCGAUCCCGACGACCGGCCCGGUGGAGGAGCUGAAGGAGGUCAUGGUGCCGGCUCCGGUUUCAGGGAGCGCCCGAGCUCCCUAUGCCGCUCCGGCCACGGGAUCUGUGGGCAGCGAGAGUCCUCCCGAAGUUGUCGCGUCGCACCCGUUACUCUCGCCUGCGGAGAGCCGCCACGAUCGCGACCACUGGGAACAAGAGGAGAACGAAGAAGCGGAGACCCGCGCAGUGGCCACGUCCCCCGACGGCCGCUUCCUCAAGUUCGACAUCGAGAUCGGCCGCGGCUCCUUCAAGACUGUCUACAAAGGGCUGGACACUGAGACCACGGUCGAGGUGGCUUGGUGCGAGCUGCAGACACGGAAGCUGUCCAAGGUGGAGCGGCAGCGCUUCAGCGAGGAGGUGGAAAUGCUGAAGGGGCUCCAGCACCCUAAUAUCGUCCGCUUCUAUGACUCAUGGAAGUCUUCUAUCAAGGGACAAAUCUGCAUUGUGCUGGUCACAGAACUUAUGACCUCAGGCACCCUCAAAACGUACCUGAAGCGCUUCAAGGAGAUGAAGCUGAAGGUUCUUCAGCGUUGGAGCAGGCAGAUCCUGCGGGGGCUGCAUUUUCUGCACACACGCUCCCCUCCAAUCAUCCAUCGUGACCUGAAAUGUGACAAUGUCUUCAUCACAGGUCCCACUGGGUCAGUCAAGAUUGGGGACCUUGGUCUGGCCACACUGAAACGAGCAUCGUUUGCCAAGAGUGUCAUAGGAACCCCAGAAUUCAUGGCUCCAGAGAUGUAUGAGGAGAAGUAUGAUGAAGCUGUGGAUGUCUAUGCCUUUGGCAUGUGCAUGCUGGAAAUGGCAACCUCAGAGUACCCCUACUCAGAAUGCCAGAAUGCAGCUCAGAUUUAUCGCAAGGUCACCUCGGGCAUGAAGCCCAACAGUUUCUACAAAGUGAAGGUGCCUGAACUGAAGGAGAUCAUUGAAGGAUGCAUCCGGAUGAACAAGAAUGAGAGAUACACCAUCCAGGAUCUUCUGGAUCACUCCUUCUUCCAGGAGGACACAGGGGUCCAUGUGGAGCUGGCUGAAGAGGAUGAUGGAGUAAAGUCCAACCUGAAGCUCUGGCUACGGAUGGAUGACACAAAAAAGCUACAUGGGAAAUAUAAGGACAACAAUGCCUUGGAAUUCCAUUUUGAGCUCUAUAAGGAUGUCGCUGAAGAGGUUGCUCAGGAAAUGGUGAUCUUGGGCUUUGUGUGUGAGGCAGACUACAAGCUGGUGGCCAAAGCAGUGCGCGAGCGUGUCCUUGCCAUCAAGCGCCAGCGUGAGAAGGCCAAGAGGGUCCAAGAGGAGCAGAAGCGACAUGAACAGGCCCCAACAUCACCUCCUGAUAUCUUGAGGCUGCUGGACCUGGAUUCCCCACCACCCCUCAGCCCAGCCCAGCCCUCUGCACCUGCCACCCCUGGAUCUGGAGACUCGGCACUUGGUCCAACCUUUCCGCCAGAGCCAGAGGAACCUGAGGUCGACCAGCACCAGCCCUUCCUCUAUCGACAUGGCUAUUCUUCUGCCACAUCUGACUGUGAGACUGAUGGAUACCUGAGUUCCUCUGGAUUUGUGGAUUUGCCUGAUGUGCCUCAGAGUCUCCCCAGCCCCCCAGCUGCCCCUGAGCCUUCCUUUGCUUCAAGCAUUGCUGUGAGCCUGAACCCUUUGAACCCUAUCUCCACCAGUGACUUCUCUUCCCCUGUGGACAGCUACACAUCAGAUGUGGCAUCCGGGUUGAGUGACGGCAACGAGGGCUUCCCUACAGGUGAACGUAGAGCGAAGCCACUGGCCAAGCGGGGAUCCGGAAAGCUACUGCGUCGCCGUGCCCGAUCUCGCCUGCGCAUUACAAAUAUCUCAGACCAAAAUGACCGGGUGGUUGAGUGCCAGCUGCAGACUCAUAAUAACAAGAUGGUGACCUUCAAAUUUGAUUUGGAUGGAGACAGCCCAGAGGAGAUUGCAGCCGUUAUGAUUGCCAAGGAGUUCAUCUUGAAAUCCGAGCAAGAUGGAUUCAUCCGACGAAUACGUGAUAUUGUCCAUCGUGUGGAGACCCUAUUGCGCAAAGAUGGGUGUAACAAAGACCAGGGGGCCCUGGUUAGCCCUGAGGCACAGUGUCUGUCUCCUACUUCAGCUGCUGACAGACUCUCAGGUGAACUGCCACUACAAGGCUUCUCACGUUCCAUCUCUUCAUCCUCAUCUCUUAGUGAUCUUGGUUGCUUCAGCCCUGGACAGUCUGUGCUGUCCCCUCUCCAGGCUUCUUUGGUGGGUGCCACCUCUGAGAGUGAGCCCAUUAGCCCCAUGGUUCCCCCACAAAGCCCCCAGGUCUUUGGGUUUCCUUCAAUUUCAGCAGUGUCCACAGGAGUCCCCAGUGUGCCUGUACAGACUUGGCCCUCUUAUCACAUGGUGCCAACUCCUCCGUACCUUCUUCCCAUCCCCCAGCCCAUCCCGACACCUAGUCCCCUCCUCCCUCCAUUGUCCCUUACCCCACCCACUGCCCCACCUAUCAGCAGUGCCAUGCAGGCCCCCGCUGUCCCCCUCUGGACCUCUUCCGCUUCCCCACUGCUCUCUCUUGCCAAUGUCUUCUCACUGGCUGUGAUGAGUGUCGCCCACUCACUUCUGCCAGCAGUGUCUGUAGUGCCUGCCCAGACCGGGCCACUCUACACCUCACCCGUCCCACAGUCACCAGUGCUUUGCCCACCUAGCUCCACUGCUACACGUUUCGUCUAUCCUGAGGUGGUGUUUCCCACCAAACAGGCCCAACAGGCCAAUGGGAUACUUGAGCCGCCAGUAUCUCCAUACUGUCUGCUCUCUCCAAGUACCACAUCUGCUGUGAAGCCUGAAAACAGCAUGGCCCCUCCUGCCUCUCUGCGACCUGGGUCUCAGCUAACAGUGUCAGAUUUGUCCACCUCUGACUGCUCUCUUGCCCGGCUGUCACCCAUCAAUGAAGAGCCCAAGCCGCAGAUCCUGGGGCGCUUCCAAGUGACACCAACGCGGGACGUGCCCCUUGAAAAACCCCUCAAGGGCCCUGGGCCCAGCUCCCCCAGCACUUCCGAGUCUGACAGCGGGUCUCCUGGUGGAACGCCAGUGCAGGACGCCGAGGAUGGCACCACGCCUGUGGCGGAAGGGGAAGGCGAAGGGGAGGCCCAGUUCAUCUCCUCCAUUUGGUUGCACAGCACCUCUUACCCUAGCAGUGAUGACACCGACAGUGCUGAGGAUGACGAGGUCUGGGAGGAGCUGCAGAUCUUGCGCCAAAAGCACCUCUCGGAAGUCCAUAUACUCCAGGCCCAGCAGAAGCAAGAGAUUGAGGAACUCUACAGUCGCCUGGGCAAGGUGCCGCCUGCUGGGAUCGUGUCGCCCGCUGCCAUGCUCUCCAGCCGCCAGCGCCGCCUCUCCAAAGGCAGCUUCAACCCCUCCUUGCGGCGCAGCAGUUUGCAGCGCCUGGACUCGGGACAGCCUCAAGGGAUCAUGAGGAGGAAUUCUGUAAGUGGGGGUAGCAGCAGCACUUCUCAGGAGCAGCGGCAAAGCAAGGGUGUGACGUUUGCUGGCGACAUUGGAUGCAUGUAGCCAUUUGACUACCUUGUAGACACUUGUGGACUACCUCAGCCUGUUGCCUACUGUCCAAGUAUGAGAGGACAUGGCCAAGGACCCUGCUACUGAGCAAAUCUGCCUUUGCUGGGAUGAGGGUGCAACAGCUGCUUUAUACUCCAAGGCUAACUACCACCCCACAAUGUGGCAGAGAUGUCCUGAUGGGAGGAACAGAACCUGGAAGUAGCAGAACUGUGCCUGGGAAACACAUCCACGCCGGAUACAUAAGGAUGAUAGCGCCCCAAAGCUACAAGCCGCUUCUCUUCUCUACAGACUUUGGAUCUGCACAAAGAAGCCAAGACCCUGUUUGCACAAAUGUGUGCCUUCAUUGCUGUUCCCAUGUCUCAAAGGAGUGCUACUAUAAUAGUAGCAGCACAUCCUCUGGUCUAUAGAAACUCUUGUGCUGUGGAGUCUUCAUUCUCCAAGCCAGAUUGGAGUAAUUUGUCCCAGUCAGGGGGGCGGGGGGAAGGGCCUGGUCUGUAUAGGUGUCAUCUGCUCCUCCGUGCCUUGCAUGGCUUAAUUCACAAAGCUGCCCCAAGGCCAAAGCUCUUUGACAUUUUUAAAUAGCUGCCUUAAAGAGGAACAUUCCGAAUGUGCACCUCAGUAUUCAAGGGAUUGGGGCACCUCCUUGCUUCCCUUGCCUUAGCUCCUGACAGCAAUGACACUAAACCAGGUCUCCUUUUGCACUUUUUAAAAAACUUUGCUAUGAUUGGAUAUGAACUGCUUGAGGUCCAUCCCUUUACUUGCAUGGGAAUCUGCACUUUGGAAUGAAGCGCUGAUGCUUUUACCCUUGUGUAUGAUAUUUCUGUGUUGUUGUUUUUUAAAUAAAAAUACAGGUUUUGGAGGGGAAACAUCCAUUA
Messenger RNA from Hemicordylus capensis (graceful crag lizard), 4964 nucleotides. RefSeq names its product WNK lysine deficient protein kinase 4 (gene WNK4). Gene Ontology annotation, molecular function: protein serine/threonine kinase activity; ATP binding; potassium channel inhibitor activity. Lineage: Eukaryota; Metazoa; Chordata; Lepidosauria; Squamata; Cordylidae. Gene Ontology annotation, biological process: monoatomic ion homeostasis; negative regulation of sodium ion transport; positive regulation of sodium ion transmembrane transporter activity. Bases 280 to 4083 code for a protein of 1267 amino acids. The transcript has 20 exons. Gene Ontology annotation, cellular component: cytoplasm; cytosol. The record is from RefSeq and is a predicted model, not a curated record.